This is a messenger RNA of Macrosiphum euphorbiae (potato aphid), 504 nucleotides long. Lineage: Eukaryota; Metazoa; Arthropoda; Insecta; Hemiptera; Aphididae. The record is from the annotation of a GenBank genome assembly.
AUGUCAUCGUUUUGCCUGAACUCAGUGAUCUUAAUGACCAUGACCGUGGUCAUGGUGUCACACGUCGCAUUCACCGGGUGCACCGCCUCUGAUGACAGACCGAGCAUGAGUGACAUUCGUCUGGCCAAGAGGGACAUCGACUGCCACGAAAACAACGCCGACAGCGACGAAGGGUUUUUUUUUAGUUGGGCAAAUUUUUUCGGAAGCAGUAAAUACGACGAAGAUGACGAUAAACCGGAUUUCAUCACCACUUUCGACUUAAUCCGGCUUUUGGACGAGAAAUACGCUAUGAAGCAAUUCUAUUGCGUCAUAAACGAGGAUCCGUGUGACUCCGUCGGAAUGAGGCUCAAAGCUACUAUACCCGAAGAAAUAAACAAUGAUUGCGAACGCUGUACCUCAACAGAGACCAGCAAUAUCCGACGAAUUUUGAAUUACGUGAAGAAACACUAUCCAGAAUUUUGGGAGCGUGUCGAACCAAUUUAUAGAGAUAACAUGACUGUUUAA